Molecule: messenger RNA, 917 nt
Organism: Drosophila miranda
Lineage: Eukaryota; Metazoa; Arthropoda; Insecta; Diptera; Drosophilidae
Exons: 2
Coding region: 16-813 (265 amino acids)
Biological process (GO): DNA integration
Molecular function (GO): nucleic acid binding
Source: RefSeq, a predicted model, not a curated record
AAGUACAUCUUCGCAAUGGUUGAUAGCUUCAGUAAGUUCGUAUGGAUGUAUCCCACAAACAUAACAGGAGCAGACGAAGUUCUCAAGAAGUUAAGGGAGUGGUCUGAUGUAUUUGGUAAUCCGGCACGCAUAGUAAGCGAUCGUGGAGCAGCAUUUACAUCUUCAAGCUUUGAGGAGUUUGUCAAGGAAAAGAACAUCGAACACAUAUGGAGCACCACAGGGGAACCAAGAGGAAACGGACAAAUUGAACGCGUAAACCGAUCUAUUCUGAGCAUCAUUUCCAAAUUGUCGUCGGAGGAACCUGGAAGAUGCUAUAAGUUCGUACCGCGAGUUCAGAGGGCUAUUAACAGCACUGUUCAUGUGUCUACAAAGCGUUGUCCAUUUGAGCUGAUGAUCGGGGUAAAAAUGCGUUGUGGACCGGAUAGCGACAUACUUCAGCUAAUAGAAAAAGAGAUGGUUGUUAACUUUGAAGACGAGAGGCAAAAGAUGCGACAAGAGGCAAAAGAAAAUAUUCAGCAGGCCCAGGACAGAUACAAGGAACAAUUCGAUAAAAAGCGGAAAUGCGAAUACGAAUACAAGGUCGGAGAUCUCGUAGCCAUACGUAGAACACAAUUUGUAACCGGAAGAAAGAUGGCCAGCGAAUUCUUAGGACCAUACGAAAUAACCAACGUGAAACGAGGCGGACGCUAUAAUGUUCGGAAGGCAGCAGACGCCGAAGGACCAAGCAAUACGACCACAAGCAAUGAUAACAUGAAACUAUGGAGCUUUUCUGUAGAAAACGAGGACGCAUGGUCAUCAGGGACUGAUGACUAAUCAGGAUGACCGAGUGUAAGAAGGAGUGGGCCAGCUGGCCUAUUGAGGGGGCAGCGGAGAUAAGCAACAGCAGUAAUAACAGCAGCAGAGGAACAGCUGAUUAG